CUGUUCCACUACACAGGCUCAAAUUACAUCGUCGCCAUGGGUCAAGAUGAAGUCGGUUUGGAGGUCCUCCCCCCUCCUCCAGGCUACUCAACCUCAAACCAAGAUGAGGGUUUUGUCAUGCCAACAUCUUUCACCAUCCAUAAGCAAGGCGAUUCGGAGGUUAAAUUUAACAUACGCGGCAACUCCGGCAGCACGCCGCUCUCAAUCGCAUGCACAUACAAAAACACAGAAGACGAUUUCGAAGCCAGAGUAAACCUUCUCCUUCGCACAGAUGAAAACGCAUCGCCACUAGCAACAGUAAAAUACUCCCGCCACGGCGCUGAGCUAGAAUUCACCAACACAUCUCCUCCUUCAAAUAUCACCAUGUACUACCGCCUCUUGGGCGAUAGAAACGCAACACAUUCAUUCAACGUCAACACCCCACAGCGAACGGGUUUUGAGUGGAGGAAUCUUGGUGAUGGCGAAGGAUGGAAAUUGUACAUGGGUUCGAGGCUUGAAGUGCUGGCGAUAGGUACUUUGAAUAUGGGCUCGGAUAAACCUACGAGAUUUGAGUUUACGGAUUUAGAGAUGGUGAAGGAGUUAGAUGAGCAGUGUAAAUUGGUAAUUAUUGCGUCGUGGUUGAGGAUCUGGGAUAAAGUGAGGAUUCAAUUUAGACGGUCGCCUGAUGAAGGGGAGGCGGAGAUGAUAUUAUGUAGCUGCGGCUUGUGUGUAAUUCUGUAGCGCCGCCGCUUUAGCAAUCUUUAUACCAGGUACUUCAACGCAUAAAACAAGCUUGAAAUGGAUAUAUCGUUGAUCCGCCCCGGUGAUAUCGUCUUGUGGCGAGAAAUCUAGCGAAAAUAUACAACCA
This is a messenger RNA of Fusarium odoratissimum NRRL 54006, 847 nucleotides long. RefSeq lists its product as uncharacterized. Bases 37 to 720 code for a protein of 227 amino acids. The record is from RefSeq and is a predicted model, not a curated record. NCBI's taxonomy places the organism in Eukaryota, Fungi, Ascomycota, Sordariomycetes, Hypocreales, Nectriaceae. The transcript has a single exon.